AUGGACAAAGCACUACAGGCCGGCCUUUCAGCAGGUAUGUCCGCUGUCUCAGGCUUUCACUCCAAGAAGCCAAACUGGGCAGAGCCAGAAACUGCCGGUGCCAACGUUCUUCCUACAUCAUACUGUCCCCAACCUAGGUCUCGCGUUGAGUUUCCAAGCCCUCAAAAACCCGUCAAGGCCUCUCACAUCUGUAUUGGGGCUUGGUCGUGGGGUGAUAAGUCGACUUGGCAAUGGGAUGAAAAGGAACUACCCCAGGUUAUGCUGGCUUGGAAGACGCUCUAUGAGGCUGGCAUCAACUUCAUUGAUACAGCUGAAGCUUAUGGAAACGGAGAAAGCGAGAGGAUUAUCGGCGAACUGGUCAAAGAUAUUCCUCGCGAGACCAUUGUCAUACAAACGAAGUACUUCAGCACUCCUCUCAAGGCCGCCAACUUCAUUCAUCCUGUUGAUGCCCCCGUCAAGAGUCUCAAGGCUAGUCUUCAACGCAUGAACCUCGAGUACGUCGAUAUUUAUCUUGUCCACGGACCAAUCCACCCGCAGAGCAUCCCUACCAUCGCAGAGGGUAUGGCUCAAUGCGUUGAACAGGGUCUUGCGCACUCAAUAGGAGUAGCCAACUACGAUGUCCAAGAUGUUCAAAAGAUCAACGAUGAGCUCGCAAAGUUCAACAUUCCUCUCGCAACAAAUCAAUGCGAGUACAACAUCCUCCGUCGCUACCCCGAACUCACUGGCAACAUCAAGAAGUGCAAGGCCAGCGGCAUGAUCUUUCAGUCAUACUCAUCUCUUGCACAAGGAAGAUUGACUGGCAAGUACACCAGGGACAACCCGCCGCCCAAAUCACAUCGGUUCAGCAGCUACAAGAUGGAAGAUCUUGAACCAGUGCUUGAGACUUUACAGAGGGUUGCUGAGAGACGACGCAAGAGCAUUGCCGCUGUUGCGCUGAACUAUAACAUCAGCAAGGGCGUCCUGCCAGUUGUUGGAAUCAGGAACGUUGAACAGGCGGAAUGCGCUAUUGAGGCGCUCGGAUGGAGGCUUACGGAUAGUGAGAUAGUUGAGAUUGACAAGGUGAGCAUUGUUGGAGACAAGACUGUUCUUUGGCAGCAGGGCUAG
Molecule: messenger RNA, 1104 nt
Organism: Fusarium subglutinans
Lineage: Eukaryota; Fungi; Ascomycota; Sordariomycetes; Hypocreales; Nectriaceae
Product: alcohol dehydrogenase
Exons: 1
Coding region: 1-1104 (367 amino acids)
Molecular function (GO): oxidoreductase activity
Source: RefSeq, a predicted model, not a curated record